AAGAUAUGAUUGAAAGUAUAGGGAAACCAUAUACAAAAUUCCCUCGAGCCAGAUUUGUAGGAAUCUUUCAAAUGCGCUUACCAUCUAUCAUGAUACGAGAUCCAGAGCUCAUCCGUCAGGUGGCAGUUAAAGAUUUUGACAGUUUCACAAACCAUAGACCAUUUGUCGAUCCUGCUCUAGAACCACUGUUCGGAAGCAGCCUUUUUCUUCUAAAAGAUCAGAAAUGGCGCGACAUGCGAUCUACCCUCAGUCCAGCUUUUACUGGGAGCAAGAUGCGACUAAUGUACGAAUUUAUUAUUGAGUGCGCAGAACAAUUGACUGAUCAUUUACAUGAGGAAGUUGAGAAAAAAGGUACUUUGGAUCUAGAAGUAAAAGAGCUCGUCACAAAGUAUGCAAAUGAUGUCAUAGCUUCUUCUGCAUUUGGGAUUAAGGUAGACACUUUAAAAGAUCCUGAUAAUAUAUUUUACAAAAUGGGAAGAAAAGUUAGCAAUUUCUCGGGAUUUUGGGUCAGCUUGAAAUUUUUUGCCUUCUUGCUGAUACCUCACAUCAUGAGGGUUCUCAGAAUAACUUUACUGGAUCAAGAUUGUGGCAAAUUCUUCCGCACUUUGGUGCACGAUACUAUGGAUGAGAGAGAAAAGAAAGGAAUUGUUCGUCCUGAUAUGAUUAAUUUGCUUAUGCAAGCCAAAAAAGGAGGUUUGAAACAUGAAGCUGAUGUAGAUGAAUCUUCAGGUUUUGCCACUGUUACUGAAUCUUCAAUCACCAAAUCAUCUACCCAUAAAAGAGUUUGGUCAGACGAUGAGAUUACUGGUCAAGCAAUGAUCUUCUUCUUGGCUGGUUUCGAAUCAAUUUCUACAUCAAUCUGCUUUGUUGCAUACGAAUUAGCAAUAAAUCCAGAAGUUCAGAAAACUCUGCAAGAUGAAAUAGAUGCAGUUUGCGUUGAAUUGGAACAAUCUAAUCAAAAACUAGUAGAUUAUGAAAGAUUGCAUAAGAUGAAAUACUUGGAUAUGGUCAUAUCAGAGGGCUUAAGAAAAUGGCCAGCAGCACCAUUCACUGACAGAGUUUGCAAUAAUGGAUACACUUUGGAGGAUUAUGAAGGAAACAAAUUUGAGGUGAAGAAAGGAGAAGCUCUAAUGAUUCCAAUAUAUAACAUACAUCACGAUGAACAAUAUUAUGAAAAUCCGCAUAAAUUUGAUCCAGAAAGAUUCAGUGAAGAUAACAAACAAAAUAUAAAACCUUUUACAUACAUGCCUUUUGGAGUAGGACCCAGGAAUUGCAUAGGAUCAAGAUUUGCUCUCAUGGAAAUGAAAGCACUGCUUUUCAAUAUUUUGAAAGAAUUCGACAUCGUACCUUCCGAAAAAACUCAAAUUCCAUUAAAGUUGUCGAGGAAUUCAAUUCAAAUGAGACCCGAAAAAGGCUUUUGGAUGAAGUUGAAGCCACGAAAAUCCAGGAAUUUUAAAGAUGUCGGAUCUCAAGAAAUAACAUUUAAUCAAUCAGAAGAGUUCCGCGAUUGUCGGCAACGUUCGCUCAGCCACAGCAUGAUAGCUUUAAUAUUAUUAGGAGCUAUUUUACUUUGGCGCUUAUACAAAUAUGGAACUUGGAACUACGACAGAUUCAAGGGCACGGUUGUUCCUUAUUUAAAACCAGUGCCCUUUAUAGGAAAUUCUUUAAAAUUCAUUUUAAGACAAGAAGAUAUGAUUGAGAGCAUGGGAAGGUCAUACAUAGCGUUUCCAAAUCACAGAUUUGUAGGAAACUUUCAAAUGGGCUUACCUUCAGUUUUAUUGCGAGAUCCUGAACUAAUUCGUCAAGUAGCCGUCAAAGAUUUCGACAAUUUUCCAAACCAUCGUGUUUUCUUCGACCCAGCAGCAGAACCAUUAUUUGGAAGCAGCCUCUUUGCUCUGCAAGAUCAGAAAUGGCGUGACAUGCGAGCUACCCUCAGUCCAGCUUUUACUGGAAGCAAAAUGCGACUCAUGUACGAAUUUAUUAUUGAGUGUGCACAACAGUUGACUGAUCAUUUACAUGAGGAAGUUAGUAAAAAAGGUAAGUGUACUUUGGAUUUAGAAAUUAAGGAUCUCGUCACAAGAUAUGCUAAUGACGUUAUAGCAACCUCUGCAUUUGGAAUUAAAGUUGAUACUCUGAAAGAUCCUGACAAUGAAUUUUAUAGAAUGGGUAAAAAAGUAACCAACUUUUCUGGAGUAUUAGUGAACUUGAAAUUUGCCGCCUUUUUGAUGAUGCCCCAAGUUAUGAAGUUUUUCAAAAUAACUUUACUCAAUCAAGAAUGCGGCCAAUUCUUCCGCAUAACAAUGAGAGAAAAACAAGGAAUUGUUCGUCCUGAUAUGAUUCAUUUACUUAUGCAAGCCAGAAGAGGAGCGUUGAAGCACGAUGCAGGAGCAGAUGCAACUCAGGACACAGGUUUUGCCACAGUUACUGAAUCUUCAAUAACAAAAACACCAACUCCAAAAAGAGCCUGGUCAAAUGACGAGAUAACUGGUCAAGCAUUGCUUUUCUUCUUGGCUGGUUUCGAAUCAAUUUCUGCAUCAACUUGUUUCAUUGCGUACGAAUUAGCAAUAAAUCCAGAUGUUCAGAAAACACUGCAAGACGAAAUAGAUGAAGUUUGUGAAGAUUUGGAACAAUCCAAUCAAAAACUAGUAGAUUAUGAAAGAUUGCAUAAGAUGAAGUACUUGGAUAUGGUCGUAUCAGAGGGCUUAAGAAAAUGGCCAGCAGCUCCAUUCACUGACAGAGUUUGCGUUAAUGGAUACUCUUUGGAAGAUUAUGAAGGAAAUAAGUUUGAGGUAAAGAAAGGAGAAGCUGUGCUGUUUCCAAUAUACAAUAUACAUCAUGACGAGAAAUAUUAUGACAAUCCACACAAAUUUGAUCCAAGCAGAUUUAGUGAAGAAAACAAAAACAAUAUCAAACCGUUUACAUACAUGCCUUUUGGUGUAGGACCUAGAAACUGCAUAGGUUCAAGAUUCGCUCUGAUGGAAAUGAAAACAUUGCUCUUCAACAUUUUGAAAGAAUUUGACAUAGUGCCUUCUGAAAAAACACAAAUUCCAUUAAAACUGGCGAAAGGCUUGAUGCAAAUGAAACCAGAGAAGGGCUUUUGGGUGAAAUUGCAGCCACGAAAAACGAUAAAAUAAAUACGAUAGAU
Messenger RNA from Ctenocephalides felis (cat flea), 3145 nucleotides. RefSeq lists its product as uncharacterized. The transcript is spliced from 20 exons. Bases 6 to 3134 code for a protein of 1042 amino acids. Gene Ontology annotation, molecular function: oxidoreductase activity, acting on paired donors, with incorporation or reduction of molecular oxygen; iron ion binding; monooxygenase activity. The record is from RefSeq and is a predicted model, not a curated record. NCBI's taxonomy places the organism in Eukaryota, Metazoa, Arthropoda, Insecta, Siphonaptera, Pulicidae.